AUGAGCUUCAGAGUGUACUUCCCCGAAGGCACCGGGGAAGGUGAUCGCGCAACGGUCUGCACAGGCACCGCCUCAGGCACCGCCAACUGGGCCCCGACCGUGGGAGUCGCUGCGGUAGCCGCUGCAGCAGCGGUCAACCGCGGUCGCCGUGACCGGCUCAGCCGCCGAGCACUUGCUGAGCGUGGCGAAGCGCCCCGCCAAUCGAAGACCAGCAGGUCGGCAGUCACCGAGAAGCUUGUGACCAGCAUCGAUCCUUCUGCGGGACCAGAGGGCACGUACCAGGUGGGUAUCGACUUCAAGAACUGGCUGCAGUCAGCCGAGGAGGAGCUGGAGGUGGAUGGACUGCGCGUUGAGGGCCACAUCCCUGCGUGGCUGCGUGGUAACCUGGCCCCGGCCCUUGGGGACAUUUUGCCCAGUGUUAACACCGCUCGCCUGCCAUCUUGCUUCAACAUGCUGAGCGAGACGACAGAUGAGGAGGAGGACCUGGAGGAGUCUGUGCCAUCUGGGCUGAACCGCUGCCUCGAAGAGCGGGAUGUCUUUGCGGAAGAAGAGGCACUGCUGCAGCCACGGCGCGAGCGCGGAGUGCCAGGUGCAGGUCAGAUCCUCCCAUCUGAGAGGGAGCGCGGCCUUGAGGACUUUGCUGUCGCGUUUGGUGGUGGCGGAGUGCGUUCAGGGGCCUUCUGCAGCGGGGCGCUGUGGGCACUCGCGGAGGCAGGCCGUCUUCGGCACGUGACGCACCUGUCCUCUGUGUCAGGAGGCUCCAUCGCCGCUUCGGGCUUCGCCUCUUUCCUCGUGGCCCGGCAGCCCACCGGGAUCCAGGUGCAGGGUAAGGAGACCGAGCCCGAGGCCACCGACAGAUGGUACAGAGACCCUCGGCUGAAAGGAGGUGGGCUGGCGAGCCUCGAACCUCCCAAGAGCGAAGAGCGAAGGGCGCAGAGUGAGGCUGCAAGGCUAGCCCAGCCGAGUGUGAUUCGUGUUGCGUGA
This is a messenger RNA of Symbiodinium natans, 984 nucleotides long. The record is from the annotation of a GenBank genome assembly. Lineage: Eukaryota; Dinophyceae; Suessiales; Symbiodiniaceae.